AUGACGCAAUUUGUUGAAAGAGCUCAUCAGUCAGCAGAACAAAUCGCAACAAGAAAUGCAGCUCAAAGAAUCAGGACAGCAGAGGGUCUUGCACAAGAAUCUCAAGAACAGCAUGACGAACGUCUACGACAGACUAUUACGAGAACAAGAGUGGCACGAGAACGAACCAUAGCUACAGCACGAGUACAAGAACGACAGAGGCAGCAGACUAGCCGCUCGUUAAUACGUGCAUCAUUUGUUCGUCUUCCUUUCGAAUAUGCACCAGAUAUUAACUACUCUGCGCAUCUAAAAAUUGUUAUUGGUGCAAUGUAUAAAGUAUGUCAAUAUUGUCAGGCAUUGAAUUUUCGGAAUGAAACACCCGGCAUGUUCUGUGCAUCAGGGAAAGUUGUGCUGUCACCUCUACCCACUCUGCCGGAACCUUUAUUAUCCCUUCUUGCUGGCGAGUCAGACGAUUCAAAAUUAUUUUUGCGUAAGAUACGCAAAUUUAAUUAUUGCUUCCAAAUGACGUCAUUUGGGACAACUAAAAUUUGCGAUCUCUCAUCCAAUGGGCAUAAUUUUGAAACUACAUUCAAAGUACAAGGCCAGGUGUACCAUAAAAUCGGAUCAUUGUUGCCAAUGCCUGAUGAUGAUCCGAAAUUUCUUCAAAUUUAUUUUAUGGGCAAUUGUGAAGAGCGAGUGACAACUCUGUGCCAGUAUAAUUUCAUUGAACAAGUAGAGGAAAGAGCAAUAGUGAUAUUGCUGGAAAAUUUUUUAGACGAUCAGAAUCAACUAAUUCGAUUGUUUAAAAGAUUUUCGCCACGAUUUCAAAAUGACAACUAUCAAAUCGUCAUAAAAGCAGACAAAGUACCUUUAGGUGAACAUGCUGGCAGAUUCAACACUCCAACUGUUGAUGAGGUUGCCGUUAUUAUGGUUGGCGAUCCAGUUGACAAAAGAGCUAUAAAAAUUACAGGGCGAGACAACAUUGUCAGUGCUAAAGGAGAUAAAAAAGUUAAUUCAAUGAACUACUAUGCACACAGAUUGAUGGUUAGACUAAAUCAGAAUAACUAUAUCCUUCGAUAUCGUCAGCUAUUCCAUCAAUACAUUGUUGAUAUGUAUGCUAAGGUUGAAAGCGAACGAUUGUGGUUCAUUCGAUACAACCAGGCUAAAUUACGAUCGGAAGAAUACAUUCACUUACGAGAUGCUGUUGUUGGAAAUAUCGACAGAAAUUUAAACCCCAAUGACAUCGGUAAUGCUUUCAUUUUACCUUCAAGCUACAUCGGCAGUCCAUGGAACAUGCAGGAAUACAUACAAGAUGCAAUGACUUACGUACGUCAUUACGGCCUAUCAGAUUUGUUCAUUACAUUCACAUGUAAUCCGAAUUGGAAAGAGAUAUAA
Argiope bruennichi is the source of this 1374-nucleotide messenger RNA. RefSeq lists its product as uncharacterized. The record is from RefSeq and is a predicted model, not a curated record. The coding region runs from base 1 to 1374 and encodes 457 amino acids. Lineage: Eukaryota; Metazoa; Arthropoda; Arachnida; Araneae; Araneidae. The transcript has 2 exons.